Messenger RNA from Carlito syrichta (Philippine tarsier), 791 nucleotides. It is a transcript of the gene PTPN20, whose product is annotated as protein tyrosine phosphatase, non-receptor type 20. The transcript is spliced from 4 exons. Gene Ontology annotation, biological process: protein dephosphorylation. The coding region runs from base 1 to 744 and encodes 247 amino acids. NCBI's taxonomy places the organism in Eukaryota, Metazoa, Chordata, Mammalia, Primates, Tarsiidae. Gene Ontology annotation, molecular function: protein tyrosine phosphatase activity. The record is from RefSeq and is a predicted model, not a curated record.
AUGAAGUCUGGGUAUAUUGCCUCUCCUGCCUUUUAUCUACCAGGUGUUUCUGUUUCUGUAAUAGAUGAUUCAACACGUGUUCAUCUUGGAAACAAUCAGGAUUAUAUCAAUGCUAGUCAUAUUAGAAUAGUCAAUUCUGAAGAAGAGUAUUUUUAUAUCGCUACCCAAGGACCACUGCCAGGCACCAUAGAAGACUUUUGGCAAAUGGUUUCGGAAAAUAAUUCUAAUGUUAUUGCCAUGAUUACCAGAGAGCUAGAAGGUGGAAUUAUCAAAUGCUACCAUUACUGGCCCAUUUCCCUGAAGAAGCCUUUGGAAUUGAGACACUUUCGUAUCUUCCUGGAGAACUACCAGAUAUUUCGAUAUUUCACUAUUCGAAUGUUUCAAGUUGUGGAGAAAUCUACAGGAGCUAGUCACUUUGUAAAACACUUGCAGUUCACCAAGUGGCCAGACCAUGGCACUCCUGCCUCAGCAGAUUAUUUCAUAAAAUAUGCUCGUUAUGUGAGGAAGAGCCACAUUACAGGACCUGUGGUUGUUCAUUGCAGUGCUGGUGUAGGCCGGACAGGGGUGUUCAUAUGUAUGGAUGUCGUGUUCUGUGCCAUUGAAAAGAACCAUUCAUUCAACAUCAGGGAUAUAGUGGCCCAAAUGAGAGAACAACGUUCUGGCAUGAUUCAAACAAAGGAGCAGUAUCACUUUUGUUAUGAAAUCGUGCUUGAAGUUCUUCGGAAACUUCUGACUUUGGAUUAAAAAAGACUUCUCUUGCCUCUUACUUGAAGUUACCCCAAGUGACUUUG